CAUGGAUGCCAUGGAACAUGCACAGCUUAUGAGACAAGCUGGGAACCAGGAUUUUAAAAAUGGAAAUUACUCUUUGGCCAUCAGAAAGUAUGAUCAAGCUCUACAUAUGCUCGGUUAUUUAAUGCAAUGGGUCCCGUGUUCCAGGGACAUAGCUGUCUUACACUGCAACAAAUCAACUGCCUUGUACAAUCUUGGUAAAUGGACAGAAGCAGUGUUUUCAGCCUACCAGAGCUUACACUGGGAUCCGGAGUACGUUAAGGCUUAUUAUAGAGCUGGCCACUCAUUGAUCAUGUUAUCAGACUCUUAUGAGGCAAUUUCUAUGUUUCAUAAAGGUUUGAUUCUCCUGAAUGCUUCUGCAGAUCGAACUCAAGUUGCUGAUUUUGUAGCUGGAAUCUUCAUAAGUGUCAAUGAUGAACAAGUCUUCCCACCAACUUUUCCACCUGCAUACGAUUAUAUUUUCAGUGCAAGGUUUGAUGCACUGACUUGGCAAGCGGUGAUAGAAAGGUUGGCCCAGAAAGGGAAGUGGCGGUCUUGUCUGUUGUUGUUGUCUGAGAAGAAAGCAUUGCCUGCUAAUCUCAGAGUCAACCAGUUAUCACUGAAGAAUCUCUUUGAGACUUCUGAAUUAUAUGGGCAUGGUGAGAAGAUGCAAGAAGUGGCAGAGUUAGUCAAGUGGCUAAUUUCCAUUGGGGCGAAAGUUGAAACCAUUGGAGUGUAUCCGCUUCAUGCUGUUAUGAGAUUGUGUAUCAAAGCAAGGAAGAACCAUCUCUUCAGGUGGUUACUGACUCAGAGGCCAGACUUGAAGGAUAGGAUCAACCAGCAAGACAGAGAUGGAUCCACCCUCCUGCAUAUUGUGGCAUCUUCCAGUGAAUAUUUCCAGAAACGCA
Balearica regulorum gibbericeps (East African grey crowned-crane) is the source of this 884-nucleotide messenger RNA. Lineage: Eukaryota; Metazoa; Chordata; Aves; Gruiformes; Gruidae. The record is from RefSeq and is a predicted model, not a curated record.